AUGGGUCGGCUCAGACGCCAAUGCCUAGUCGGGUUUCUGGCCGCACUGGUGAUCUUUUUGGUCUACAGGCGCCACCGGCCCUGGAUACCAGCCGAUGGGCAGGGCCCAUCGCCGAUCGCACUCCCCGCAACAGCCGAUGCAUCGGACGAUCUCCCGCAAGAAGUGCCCAAAUCGGAGUUCUCAUGGACUACUUUGCCUAUCCGAUUCCCAGUCGCUGCAAUUCAGCCGCUCCCUGAAGGACAUCCGCAGAAGGUGCCGCGAAUUCAGUCGAAAGCACCAGGAGUGUCGCGACUGACACUUUGGUAUCAAGCCGACCGACAAGCCGCCGUCAAGGCGGCCUUUGAACGGUGCUGGACAUCCUACAGGUCCUUUGCAUGGACGGCGGAUGAACUCGCACCCCUCAGCGGAACACCGCGAAAUGGGCUUGGUGGCUGGGGUGCAACCCUUCUGGAUAACCUGGAUACACUAUGGAUCAUGGGAAUGAGAGAGGAAUUUGAGAAAGCUGUGGCGACAGCCGCGCAGAUCAAUUUUGGAGACACUACAUCGCCGAAUGUUAUCACACAUGAAAUCAGUAUCCGCCUUCUGGGAGGUCUGUUGUCGGCGUACGACUUAAGUGAGGAUCCCAGGCUGCUUCGGAAGGCUGUCGAGGUCGGCGAUAUGCUGUACAUGGCAUUUGAUACCCCAAAUCGGAUGCCAAUUAUCCAUUGGGACCUUCAUCGAGCCGCGCGACAAGAGGAACAGCUCGCGGAGGAGGUUGUAUCGGCGUCUGAACUCAGCUCCUUCAUCCUCGAAUUCACCAGACUGUCCCAAAUCACCCGUGACCCGAAAUACUUCGACGCAGCGCAGCAAGUCAUGGUGAAACUCGACCGGCAACAAGAUUCGACUAAGCUGGCGGGCAUGUGGCCUGUCGUUCUGAACGCCCGAUCGGAGUCCUUUGACGGAGAUCUCUAUACUAUGGGAGCCGAAGUCGAUUCUCUCUACAAGACACUUCCCAAGAUAUAUGCCCUGCUCGGAGGGCAGGAACCAAUGUACCGCAGAAUGUACGAGAAGUUCACACGCACCGCUGCGGGACACAGUUUAUUCCGACCCAUGAAUUUUGAGGACAAAGACAUUCUCGUCCCGGGGUCUGUUCGAGUGAUGAUGACCCAAAACGGGAAACCGCGCACCCACUUGGAGCCUCAUGUCCAUCAUCGUGCCUGUUUUGCCGGCGGGGCUUUUGCCAUGGGGGGCGCGUUGUUCAACAUUCCAAUUCAUCGUAAAAUAGCCCAAAAGCUGGUCGAUGGCUGUGUCUGGGCUCACAGGGCGAUGCCGAUGGGAAUUAUGCCCGAAAUUUACGAAAUCGUACCAUGUGCAUCGCAGAAAACAUGCCCGUGGAAUGAGUGGCAUUGGAAACAAGAAGUCUUCAAGUGGACGAUCAGUCAACCGGAUUCGGAUCCCAACUUGGAGGUCGAUACAUUCAUUCGCGAGCAUAAUCUUCCCAGGGGCUUCAUCGCCAUUCCUGAUACUCGGUACAUUUUACGACCCGAAACUGUUGAGAGCAUCUUCAUUCUAUACAGAAUUACUGGUCACGAAGACCUGCUUGACAUUGCCUGGGAAUUGUUCGAGACAAUACAGAAUGCUACGGAGGUUGAGAAUGGAAAUGCCGGACUCGUGGAUGUGACAGCCGAGAACACAGAGACCGCACACAACGAUAUAAUGGAGAGCUUUUGGAUGGCGCAGACCUUGAAAUACUUCUACCUCCUCUUUGGCUCUUCGGAUGUCUUGAGCUUGGACAGUUUUGUAUUCAACUCCGGGGGCCAUCCGCUGAAGAUUCCUGAAUUUGUGGGAGAAGGGUUUGAAUUUCAGUGA
This is a messenger RNA of Penicillium macrosclerotiorum, 1848 nucleotides long. Its product is annotated as glycoside hydrolase family 47 protein. Gene Ontology annotation, cellular component: endoplasmic reticulum; Golgi membrane. NCBI's taxonomy places the organism in Eukaryota, Fungi, Ascomycota, Eurotiomycetes, Eurotiales, Aspergillaceae. Gene Ontology annotation, molecular function: calcium ion binding; mannosyl-oligosaccharide 1,2-alpha-mannosidase activity. The transcript has a single exon. The record is from RefSeq and is a predicted model, not a curated record. The coding region runs from base 1 to 1848 and encodes 615 amino acids. Gene Ontology annotation, biological process: carbohydrate metabolic process; N-glycan processing.